UCCUGGAUGUGUGCCCUGCCUUCUUGCUUCACUUUUAUUCUCAACUUUCCCCUGGGUCCCUGACGGCAUCAGCCUUAGUCCCUCCCCUUGUGGUUUUCUUUGCCGCUCUAAACACAGCAACUGCACCUCACCUUUUGGCUCUCUGUGCCAAAGUUUCAACAUACUCCCUUGCUUCGUUGAGAACAUCAGCAUCUCUUGGUCAUCUGGGAGGAAUGAUGCCUCAGCCUUGAGGCACUGCUGGUCUCCCACGUAUCUUGUCGCCUCUCCUUUGGCCCCUGCAACUUGUGGAAGAGGAAGGAAACAGGAUUAGAAUCUGCUGGUGGGGCAGGGAGUGGUGGUGCUGCUCCCUAGCCUCCAGGAGUACGCCUGAGUGCGGCAUUGCCACAACAACAGCUUCCACUUACUCCUAGAUAAGAGGGGCAAGAGCAUCAGCUGCAGACCCAGUCCUGAAAGAUCCUCCAGUGAGCUCUGACAACAAACUGCAGCUUCCCUGCCCCCUCACACCGCUCAUAUCUUUAUAGGAGGAGAAAAGUCUGUUUCAACGAUGUCAACAGAAUGCAUUCAGCCACUUGAUAUCCCAGACGACAGACUGGACAAGCAAGAUUCACAGUGUAACCAUUUAGCAGAAGAUCUUUCAGAGCAGCUGAUAAAGAGCUGUGACCUCAAAAAAAAACCAAGAAAAGGUAAAACUGUCACAGCUUCCCAGAAGACUGAACAGGAGCAAAAGAAGCCAAAGAGAAAAGAUACACCGGCUUUUACUCCACCGCCUCUAACAGGCAUAGUUUCAGACUCAUCUGAAAAUCUGCUGAAAAGGUAUGGUAUCACAGAGAAGUCACAGAGAGAGAGAGUGAGUCCAGCCUCUCAAAUCACUGAACUGGAGCAGAAAAAGCCCAGAAGAAAGGAUACACCUGCAAUACACAUCCCACCUUUGAUAAUAGGCACUAAGCUGUUUACAGAAGAAGAACAAACAGUGAUUAUGGAAGAUGAAGAAAAGGAUGGAGAAACAAUCCACAGUUAGAUUACAGUGAUAUUUCAAUAAUACAGUGUAAAUAAUCAUGGGUCAUUCAAAGUGGCAGCACAUUAAAAAAGAUCUUUCAUCUUUAUAAAUAAUUUUCUCAAUUGUACACUUGAAUUUAAGCUAUCAUCAAGUGCUUAUUUGCAUCUUAUAAUUCCAAGCUUCAUUGGAGAUGAAUGGCAGAACGCCUGUUACAGCAGUGUAGACAAUUGUCUCCACUGGCUUGGUGAAAGAUGAAAUAGUUGGAUAGUUGAUCCAUUUUGCUCCAAAUAAUUUCCUUUCACAUCUGCUUUUCAAACUGAGUCCUAGGUAAUCAGUUAGGAGAGGUUGUAAAGAUUCAAAAUCACCGCAGGAAGGUAAAAAUUGAGUAAAAGCAAUGAUGUUACUCAAUGGUAUAUGCUUACUGCAAGGUAGAAGAGCAUUGUGUGAAUUUUUUAAUAGUUUACCUCAAUGAUUCAAACAAGAAUUGUUUUCACAGCCAGCUACAGCCUUCAACAUUUGUAGAGAGAUGCGUAUUGGUAGAAUAUUUUGCAAAAAAAAUAUAUAUAGAACUGGGCACUUUGUGCUUGCCUUAAUAACUCUGGGCUAAAUGGAGUAGCACUGCCAGCUGAACCCUUUCAGAACUAAGCAGAGAGGCUGAAGAUUAUCUAGUCUGGCAACUGAAUUUAGUUAUCUUUUCAACUCACUUAGACAGACAGCUGAGGACCAUACUAGUUUGGACUCCAUUUUCCACUCUGACUGACCCAGCAUGUUUCAUGAGAAUGCAGUGCAUUCACAAAUAUAUGUGAAUGUAUACUCUCAAGAUGUAGUCAACGAGCUUACAAUAAAUAAUUGCAUAUUAAAUUG
Messenger RNA from Catharus ustulatus (Swainson's thrush), 1861 nucleotides. It is a transcript of the gene PPP1R17, whose product is annotated as protein phosphatase 1 regulatory subunit 17. NCBI's taxonomy places the organism in Eukaryota, Metazoa, Chordata, Aves, Passeriformes, Turdidae. The record is from RefSeq and is a predicted model, not a curated record. Gene Ontology annotation, molecular function: protein phosphatase inhibitor activity. The transcript is spliced from 5 exons. Gene Ontology annotation, biological process: regulation of phosphatase activity. The coding region runs from base 545 to 1018 and encodes 157 amino acids.